Molecule: messenger RNA, 683 nt
Organism: Acanthisitta chloris (rifleman)
Lineage: Eukaryota; Metazoa; Chordata; Aves; Passeriformes; Acanthisittidae
Gene: CDCA8
Product: cell division cycle associated 8
Exons: 8
Biological process (GO): mitotic sister chromatid segregation
Cellular component (GO): spindle midzone; chromosome passenger complex; chromosome, centromeric region
Source: RefSeq, a predicted model, not a curated record
GUAAAGAGGGAAGCAGAAAGGCCCCGGAGGAGGCAGCCAGGGCAGACCUGGAAAUUGCAGAAAUAGACAAGCUGACAGCAGAAGUCAUCAAUACUCCGUUUAAAAUCGUCAAGAAAGUGGAGAAGUCCAAAAGGAGUGUUGCAGCCAUUGAGGAGGAAGCAGAGCCUCUGUCACUUCCUCUGCCAAAAAAGAGCAGAGUUGACAGCCAGUGCCCUCCAGAGACAGAGCCCGAGAACGUGGCUCCCAGAACUGCCAAGGUGAAGGCAUCUACCAAAAAGGCUUCUGUGGCCAGGAGACCUCCCUCGGCCAGAGUGAAACGCGUGAGCAAGAGAUUAAGCAAAAACAGCUAUAUCACUCCAGCUACUGGAAGGAUGGUUGACUUCUGUGCUCGGAGAGGAACCUCCGUGACCAUGUCCAAGUUUGAUUCCAGGGUGUUCAGGACCCCAGGGCUGCGCACGCCGGCACUGAACGAGCGCGUGUUCACCAUCUCUGCCAACGGCAGUCCCCUGGCGGACGGCGAGGCCGUGCUGACCCUGCCCCUCGGUGGCGGCGAGAGCAUACGUCUGACAGCGAAGGAUCUGACCAAGAAGAACUUCCUUCACCUGGACCCCGAGGCCCGAGGGCUCAUGAAGAAGCUGUCGGUGCGUCUGGCACAGGCCUGUGGCGAGGUGAAAAAAGCCUAG